Molecule: messenger RNA, 1299 nt
Organism: Amblyraja radiata (thorny skate)
Lineage: Eukaryota; Metazoa; Chordata; Chondrichthyes; Rajiformes; Rajidae
Product: N-acetyllactosaminide beta-1,3-N-acetylglucosaminyltransferase 2-like
Exons: 3
Coding region: 1-1299 (432 amino acids)
Biological process (GO): poly-N-acetyllactosamine biosynthetic process; protein O-linked glycosylation
Cellular component (GO): Golgi membrane
Molecular function (GO): UDP-glycosyltransferase activity; hexosyltransferase activity
Source: RefSeq, a predicted model, not a curated record
AUGGGGCUGCCAGCCUACGCCAGGUGGCAAGGCCUGGGCCUGUUGCCAACUCGCACCAGCAAUCCCCAGACUCCCAACUCACCCCCUCUCCCUCCACUCCACUCCUCCUCCUCCGUCCCACCUCCGUGCGUUACAGGUGACCCCCCUCCCCCAAAAACCCGGAUGCGGCGGAAGUUGUGGCGUUGUGCGGCCAGCGGCCUGCUGGUUGCCGCGGCGAUGGGCCUGUGGAUCCUGCAACAGCCUAGGCCGCAGGCUCUGCUCCGGGCCUCGGCCUUCUGGAGGGCCCCGUGCCCGCUGCAGUCCCUGUGGAACCGGGAGUUGGCUCUGAUGCACGGGCAGCGGCUACGACGCCGGGGGCUGGCCAGGAGCACAGGCUCGGGCCCUCGUUGCAGGCCCGACACCACGGUGGAGACCAGCGUCGUGGACUUCCAGCUCCUGCCGCCCCUGAUGCAGGACUUCCUUCGGUACCGCCGCUGCCGGAGUUUCCCGGUGGUGCUGGAGCCCCGCGGGGUGUGCGGGCCAGGCCCCGGGCCCUCCCCCCGCCUGCUCCUGGCUGUCAAGAGCCAGGUCUCCAACUUCGCCCGUCGCCAGGCCAUCCGGCAGUCGUGGGGAGGCCUGGGCCGCUCAGCGGGCGUGGGCCUGGUCUUCCUGCUGGGACAGCAGGAGGAGGUCGACGGGCACCCCAGGCUUCAGGGCCUGCUGGAUUGCGAGAGGCGUAGCCACGGCGACCUGCUCCAGUGGGGCUUCCGCGACACCUUCCUCAACCUGACACUGAAGGAGGUCCUCUUCCUACCCUGGCUCGCCCGACGCUGCCCCUCCGCCCGCUUCAUCUUCAAGGGCGACGACGACAUCUUCGUCAACACUGAGGGGCUGCUGGGGUUCCUCACCCUGCUGGAGCAAGUCCACGAUCUCUUCCUGGGCGACACCAUCGAGGAUGGGCGGCCCUGCCGAGACGCCGAGAUCAAGUACUACGUGCCGGGAGCUUUCUACAGCGGCCUGUACCCGGCGUACGCGGGCGGGGCGGGCGUGCUGUACACGGCCCACCUGGCCCGCCGUCUGGAGAGGGCCUCGAGGUCCCUGCCCCUCUUCCCCAUCGACGACGUCUUCGUGGGCAUGUGCCUGCGCAGCCUUGGCCUGGCCCCCACCCCCCACCCCGACUUCUACAGCUUCGGCAUCAACGACAGCCAACACUGGGACCCCUGCGCCUACCACCGGCUCCUCAUGGUACACCCCAGGAGCCCGCACGAGAACCUGCUCAUCUGGGGGAUGCUGCACAGUGGAGACCUCUGCUGUGACUGA